AUGCAGUCCGACGACCUGGUUUGGUCGGUGAUCGGCAAGACGUUUUGCUCGUACAAGAUCACGUCCAAGACGCACUCCAACUUCUGCCGGAACGAGUACAACCUGACGGGCUUCUGCAACCGGCAGUCGUGUCCGCUCGCCAACUCGCGCUACGCCACGGUGCGCGAGCGCGAGGGCGUCGUCUACCUCUACGUCAAGACGGCCGAGCGCGCCCACACGCCCAAGCACCAGUGGGAGCGCAUCCGGCUGUCGAACAACUACGCAAAGGCGCUCGAGCAGAUCGACUCGGAGCUCGUCUACUGGCCCAACUUUAUCACGCACAAGGCAAAGCAGCGCCUCACCAAGAUCACCCAGUACCUCAUCAAGCUGCGCCGCAUCAAGCUCAAGGAAGAGGAGCAGCCGCGCCUCGUCGGCAUCAAGAAGAAGACGGAGCGCAGGGAGGCGACGCGCGAAGGCAAGGCGCUGCGCGCCGCCAAGCUCGAAAAGAGCAUCGAAAAGGAGCUCCUCGAGCGCCUCAAGAGCGGCGCCUACGGAGACGCGCCGCUCAACGUCAACGAGGACGUGUGGAACGAGGUGCUCGAGAACCGCAAAAAGAGGGAGGAGACCGAGGCCGAGCUCGGGCUCGAGGACCAGGAGAGCGACGAGGAGGACGAAGACGAGCUCGACGAGAUGGACAGGAUGAUCGAGGAAGAGGACGAGUACGACGAGGACAGGACCGGGGAGCGCGAGUUUGUCGAGGACGACGAGGAGAGCGAGGACGACAUGGAGGAGCUCGUCGACUCGGACGGCAACCCGCUCGAGUUCUCGUCCGACGACCAGGCGAGCGACUCAGAUGCUGACGACGACGACGACGACGAAGACGACGACGAGGACGGUGCCGGGCGCCCGUCAGCGUCAAAGCGCAAGCCGAGCCGUCCCGCCCCCAAGCCUUCCUCGGGCGCGGCCAAAAAGGGGCCCAAGCGGCGCAAGGGCGGUGCGCGCGUCGAGAUCGAGUACGAGCAGGAGACCGAGCCCCUCACCCGCGACGCCCUCGCCAACUGGUAG
Messenger RNA from Pseudozyma flocculosa PF-1, 1044 nucleotides. RefSeq lists its product as uncharacterized. Gene Ontology annotation, biological process: maturation of 5.8S rRNA; maturation of LSU-rRNA. Lineage: Eukaryota; Fungi; Basidiomycota; Ustilaginomycetes; Ustilaginales; Ustilaginaceae. Gene Ontology annotation, cellular component: preribosome, large subunit precursor; nucleolus. The transcript has 2 exons. The coding region runs from base 1 to 1044 and encodes 347 amino acids. The record is from RefSeq and is a predicted model, not a curated record.